CAGAGCGCCUUUCGAUCGCGACGAUCGUAUCCUUCCCUGCACCAUGUCUCUCUCGCUCCACUGAACCCACGAUUUCUCGCCGACGGGGGGGAGGAGGAGGCAGAGGUUCCAGACUACUUCGACCAUCCCCACCACAAUCACCACGACAGCCCGGACCCGCCCACCGCAAGGUCUUAUUUGGCUAGCUUCUCCGUGCCCGGCACUCCGGGGGUGCUUUCGCACUCCCACUCCCGCAGCGGGUCCCGCACGCGACACUAUCCCCGGAGCAAGAGCUCCAGCCGCAUCCACCACGCCAGUGACCCCAACCUGCAAGCCCGGGGUGCGAGCAGCCCCCUCCACCAUCACCAUCAUCAGCACCAACCUCACCAGCCUCACCACACCAACCAUAGCACCCGUACCCGUCACCCGGCAAACCACCAUCAAGACACAGAAUGGAUGCUCCGCGCCGGCAUCGCACUCGCGUCCUCGACCCGCGAAGAAAAGGGCCAGAGCUGGCUCGUGAAACGACAGAGCUCGACGAGCCUCGUCUCUGACGACCAUCAACUCAGCCUGGACUUCUUCAACCACAACCACAACCACAACCGCCACCACCAUCCCAGCUGGUCCCAUGGGGGUAGUCCUCGACAUGGCCGGUCCGGACGUUCCACUCCAGCCGCGGCCAACUCCCGCUCCAGACGGGCUUCACGGUCCCGCCCCAGCAGCCGGGUGGCCAGUAGAGCAGACCUCGCCAUGACCAGCCUCGGCAUGACCACCACUGCAACAUCGACCACAGCCUCCUCCCGCCGCGAAAGCAGAACGGCCGAGCUUCAGACCAGCACCAGCACCAGCACCAAUAGCAGCACGCAGAAGACCGAGGAGCAACAGCAGCAACAACAGACCCGCCACUUCAUCCCCGACUUCGUCGACGAGCGCAUCCGCGCCGAGAUGGCGUCCAUCCAACGCGACGAGAACGCCGCAUUCGACGAGGAAGAGGGAGAGGACGACCUCUCCUCCUUCACCUCCGACUACCCGUACCUCGACUCGGGCGACGAGUCCGACGAGAUCGACGAGCAAGAACUGCAACGCCUCACGCGGGAACGAGGCUUCGGACUCGGCAGCUGGAUUGACCGCAUGGUCGAAUGGACCCUAUUCGGCGUCGAGGACUGGCCGCUCUCCUUUGCUGCAGCAGCAGAAGCAGCAGCGGCAGCAUCAUCAUCAACAACAACAACCUCACCAUCAAUCGCAGCAGAUGACACCGACACGAUGUCAGUCGCCGAGUCAGAAGUCCUUUCGGUCUGUGAGAAGCCAGGAGACCAAGGCGGCUGGGGCGAUGCAAGCUGGCUGUUCCGGGCUGUGAAACGUGCGCUGUCUUGA
This is a messenger RNA of Aspergillus japonicus CBS 114.51, 1353 nucleotides long. RefSeq names its product DUF3984 domain-containing protein. The record is from RefSeq and is a predicted model, not a curated record. The transcript has 2 exons. Lineage: Eukaryota; Fungi; Ascomycota; Eurotiomycetes; Eurotiales; Aspergillaceae. The annotation marks the transcript as partial.